AUGGCUUACACGACAGCAAGAUUAUUCUCAACGUAAUCAUUGAAAUAAGUUUAGAGUUGUGACUUAGACAUUUUUUAGAGACAUUCAAGUUAUUGGAUAGGAAAACAUUCCAAAAGUAAUUCAUCAAUAUGAGUAUGUAGGAUGGACCGCUAUUGCUAUUUGGAAAUCACAAUAAUCAAUUUAUUGAUCCACUAGUACUAUUAUUUAUAAAAGAAAGCUCAUUAUUUCAAAUAUCCCAAGGAAGGUUCACUUCAUAGCAGCUGCAAAAGUGAUUCAAUUAUGUUUAUGCAAUAGAGCAUGAAAAGGCCUAUCAUAGGUCACUUAGGGAAAGCCUUAGGAGGAAUCCCAGUGGAGAGACCAUAGGAUCUGGCAAAACGAGGAUUUGGAACCAUCUAAAGGAUUGAUGGAAACAUGGUAUAUGGUUUGAGAACAGAAUUUAAAUCGCAAUGCAAAGUCAACGACAUCUUGGUGGCUGUAAUUCAGUUGUCUUAUUAUCGAUAGAAUGAAUAGGAAUUUCAGAUAGCUGAAAUAAUCAGUGAUACUUAGUUGAAAAUUAAUAAUCAUGGGUAAAUAGAUUCUCCCAUUCGAAAUCUUCAAUAUAAGAUCUAACCCAAGAUUGACUAAUCAAAUAUGUUUGAAUAAGUGUGGAUUGAAUUAUCAAAGGGAGCGUGCAUUGGAAUAUUUCCAGAAGGAGGAAGUCAUGAUCAAACAAGAUUACUACCACUUAAACCUGGAAUCUGUAUCAUGGCAUUGGGGGCUAGUUAAAAAUUCAACACUAAAGUCAAGCUCCAACCAGUUGGUUUGAAUUAUUUCAAAGGACAUAAGUUUAGAUCAAAAGUAAUCAUCGAAUUUGGAGUUCCGUAUGAAGUAAGUCAAGAAUUAAUAGAUCUAUAUGCGAAGAAUAAAAGAGAGGCCAUCAGCAAUUUGCUUUAUGAAAUUGAGAGUGUAACAAAUCUAAAUUUAUAAACAUUAGUAAUUGAAGACUGUUACGAUCUAAGCUCCUACAUAUUCAGAUCUAUCUGCCGUUAUGAUUGUAAGAUCUCUCUAUUUGCCAGAUAAAGCAAGACUCUCAGCUUAGGACAAUUUGGAAUUGGUCAAAAGGUUUAUUUAUUAUUUCUAAACAAGAUUCUCCUCGGCCUUUUACAAAUUGGAAAAUCACCCUGAGGUUAAGGAAGUAGUCAGCUAAGUGAAAAUGUACAAUUACAAAUUGAAAGCCCUGGGGGUCUAUGAUUACCAAGUUAUGAGGAUGGAGAAGAAUACUUUUCAGGAUAUCUAUAAAAUAGCCUUCAACUUAUUUAUGGCAUUGCUCAGUUUGUCAUUCGCUCUGCCUGGAUACAUUAUGACUAUUCCAAUAUCUCUUUUAUUGAACACCUAUACAGAGAGGGAGAGAUAGAAGGCCUUGGCUAAUUCAAAGGUGAAGUUGAGUGGCAAAGAUGUUAUUGCCUCUUACAAAAUUCUGGCUUCAAUUAUGAUUGUGCCAGCAGCUAUUGCUAUCUAUACUAUCCUAUUUCAUUAUGCUCUGAAGAAAUGGAACUUUAUAAGCAGAGAGAAAUAAUUAAAGUUGACUUUGAUAUUUUUCUUACUUUGGCCUUUGUACAUUACUGCAAUGAUAAGAUCAAAUGAUGGUUUGAUCAGACAUUCAAGAAAGGUUAAAAGCCAAAUCUUAUUUUAUUUGUAUUAAAGUAAAUAUAGAAAACUUAAAAAAUCAAGAGAAUUACUAUAAGAUAGAGUAUCAUAUUAUUUAAUUAUUAUUAAGAUACGAAAGAUGGUUGAUAUGUUGGGAGAAAAUGUAGUGGCCGAUUUCAAAAAGAAAAGAGUGUUCUCUUUUGAUGCUAAGAAGGACAAUUUAGAUAUUGACAAUGUAUUUUGCUCAUUGGAAGAACUCGGAAUCUGAAAAUCA
This is a messenger RNA of Paramecium octaurelia, 1900 nucleotides long. NCBI's taxonomy places the organism in Eukaryota, Ciliophora, Oligohymenophorea, Peniculida, Parameciidae. The record is from the annotation of a GenBank genome assembly.